Molecule: messenger RNA, 3092 nt
Organism: Trichoderma virens Gv29-8
Lineage: Eukaryota; Fungi; Ascomycota; Sordariomycetes; Hypocreales; Hypocreaceae
Exons: 3
Coding region: 42-2426 (794 amino acids)
Cellular component (GO): Golgi medial cisterna; membrane; Golgi trans cisterna
Source: RefSeq, a predicted model, not a curated record
UCCAAAACAGUCAGCAGGGCUCGAGGCCUUGUGCGGCAGCUAUGGGGGCCAGCGACUCCAAGAUAGGAUUUAAGCAGGGCAUCUUCAGGUUAUCAGAGGAGCGCAACAUUGCGGCGAAUGAUGCUUACUGGACCUCGUUUUGGGAGCUUCCUGAAUCGUCCGAAGAUGUUUUUAGUCUCUUCUCGCCCAACGAUAUCCGCCGAACUCGUGACAAUGCCCUAGAAAAUAUCGAGACGUUGAUUCAAGCCUUGACAACGCGAGUUUUUACUUUACGGCAUCACCCAUCAUUUCCAGAUCCCGACCAUGCUCCGGAGCGAGACAUCCUGAACUGCAUUAGGGUUCUAACUCGAAUACUGCCAUACUUGUAUGAGAAAGAGAGCCUAGGGCCUUGGGAAGAACAGUUCUUGUGGACCCCACGGCGGAUUAAGGGCCGGACUCCCAAGGCUGAAGUUCUGUUUGAUGAAGCCCAGGAAGGGAAGGAACCGGUGCAAUCUUCAGCUGAGACGAAUGAGAAUCUGAAGCCUCUAGCAGAAGAACUGAUAGAUACAUUGGUCGAUCUCCUGUUUUUCUCAGAUUUCACCCUCCCUCGUCAGCCAAAUGGGCAAUCCAAGACGUUGAAAUAUAAUCCAGCCAGCUGGCGCGUACCAUACAACACUUUGGUGUUCAGAGACACUAAGCAGGUUCUUGUGACUUACUCUAUACACUUCUUAUUGGCCAUGCUCAUAUACCCUAUACCCGAGGAUGCAUCUUCAGGUUCCCAUAAGAAUUACUUCCGUCAUUUCCUCGGCCGCAUACAUCGUCCUCAAGACUUCCAAUUCAUAGUUGAUGGAAUGACGCGAAUUCUCAAUCAACCGCUUCAAGAGAAGAGUUCAUAUAUUCCUGGCUCUCAAUCUUCUUCUAACCUUGCUCCAGAGGUAUUGAUGCUAUUCUGGGAACUGAUUCAAUGCAAUAAACGCUUUCGGUCCUUCAUUAUCGAUACCGAUAGGGCGCAUGAUUUCGUUGUCCUAGCAUUGUUCUAUGCUCUGGAAUACAGAAAUGAACCAUCCAAACAGGGUGUUGUGCGCAUGUGCGCGUUUCUUUUGCAGACCUUGAGCGUCGAAGCAAGCUUUGGCUCGCACCUGAACAAGACAUUUGAGGGCCAGGAAAGCCUCCCUGCGAGCAUCAGAAUUAACGCAUUCAGGGGCACAUACGCCGACUUCUUACUGCACUCGAUUUAUACCCUGAUUACUACAAGUCAGGGCAACUUCGCUCCAGUCUAUCCGGCGCUCCUAGCAAUCAUCAACAACAUAGCUCCGCAUAUCGAGGGACUAAGUGCUUCUAGUGGCUCUCAGCUCAUGCAUCUGUUUUCGUUGAUGGCAUCACCAUCAUUUCUACUUGCCAAUGAAACUAACCAUGGCCUUUUGCACUCUCUGCUAGAUUCUAUCAAUUCCAUUCUUGAAAAUAAAUACCGCCAGAAUCCGGAGCUGAUAAUGGCAAUUUUCAAAAACAAGAAGCGUAUUGAGGCACUCCGCACGUUCACCUUGGAAACUGGACAGGAGGAGAUUGAGAAGAUCAAUAGGAGAAGAAAGGAUGCUGGAGGUCAUACCGGACUUUUCGAUGAUGGGUCUCGACGAAGCUCUGUCGAUAGUGUACGGAGCCCAUCAAACACUCUAUCUCGAACCCAGUCGUUGGAAGAAGUCCCAGAGGACAGCGCAUUUGCCGUCGGAGAUGACGAUGACGACGAUAGCGACGAGGAGCCUCAGCCCACACCAGCUGCGUCAACUGCUAGCGAAAACCCUUCCCAGGCAUCAUCAGUAACUAACGUCGAAGAUGCAGUGCCUGUACAACUGCGGGGAAUGUCAGAGAAAGCCAGGGGGAAAAUGCCGGCAAAUAUUCAAUCCUUCUCCCGGCAGAACAGUUCAACAAGCCUUGGUGCAUAUUCGAAUGCAAACCAGGCGUUUGGUGGCAGUUUUGAGCCGACAGCCCCAUGGAUCGAUAGUUGGCUGCCGGAAUUACCUCUGCAUACUAUCCUAACCAUCAUCCAGCAAACAACCAGCGUUCUCCCACGGCAGGCAUCAGCUCGAGAUGCUGCAGCUGACACGCUACGCCGGAUUCAAAAGAUUGAAUUCAUCGGCCUCGAGCCGUCUGCCAUACGAGUUCACUCCUUUGAAUGGUCUCAGCUGGCACUUGGAUGGUACGAGUCCCUACUCUGGGGAGUCAUCUUUGCCAGUGAAAUGCAGAUUGCAAAGGGUACCAUGGGUAUAUGGAAUGGCACGGCCAUCAAGCUCUUCCGAGUCCAGGAAACGGCGCCGGCAGGCCCCACUCUGACCUCACCCAGAGGGGCAGUGGAUGCUGUCGGAAGCAAUAUUGUGUCACGUAUCGGCCAAAUAAAUCUUCGCGGCGCGUCGGCAGCGUCAAAUUCUGCGCCGAACAGGGGUGCAUCAUGAUGGUACUACUCGUACUACAUGUGCUACCCUCCGGAAACAGGGUGCAUGAGACGAGCCAAGAACUAUCGACAGUGUGAUAUGCUUGUACAGUAGCCUACUGAGAUAUAGAUCAGAUGCUUGAUUAUGGCUUUGCGAGUUUCUUCCUAGCUGGCAUGCCCAGCAAAUCUCAUUCUGCCCAUACGCGGCACUACCAACAAGUAUUGGUCCAAUCAUCCCCCCUGGAAGUCUGGAUGCCUGGUGGACAUCCCUGUGUGUAUGCUCACAUCCACUGGUGACAAGGAGCAAAGUAGCACACCGAACUCUUUGGCUACUGCCUCGUAUAUCUUGCUCUUCAUUUAUUACAGCCCCGAGUGGGCCAAUCAGAUAACUUGACGUGGCUAGAGGCCUCACGAUGAAAUCACAGCGAUCCGGGUGGCAUGGGGACUGCUAUUACCGACGGUAAUUUGCGCAGAAGGCACCGAUGGGCACCAAGAUUUUAUGGCUGGGCUGGAGAUUGGGCUGCACAUCCGCCAUGGCUGUAGCAAACAUUCCUGAAGUAUCACUUACUGCGGGCUGAAUCCCGGUAGGCCGAGGCACUUGAUAACUCUUUGUACAUCUGAUACUAGUAUUGCAUUUUAACGUUUGGGAGGGCUAGCACUUGAAAGAACGAAUGGAACUAUUAAUGAU